Messenger RNA from Penicillium canescens, 1329 nucleotides. It is a transcript of the gene png1, whose product is annotated as peptide-N4-(N-acetyl-beta-glucosaminyl)asparagine amidase. Gene Ontology annotation, molecular function: peptide-N4-(N-acetyl-beta-glucosaminyl)asparagine amidase activity. Gene Ontology annotation, biological process: protein deglycosylation; protein quality control for misfolded or incompletely synthesized proteins; glycoprotein catabolic process. The record is from RefSeq and is a predicted model, not a curated record. The transcript is spliced from 3 exons. Gene Ontology annotation, cellular component: cytosol; nucleus. NCBI's taxonomy places the organism in Eukaryota, Fungi, Ascomycota, Eurotiomycetes, Eurotiales, Aspergillaceae. The coding region runs from base 1 to 1329 and encodes 442 amino acids.
AUGGCGGACGGCAGACACAGGUCGGCACAGCCGACCGUGAAGGACUACGAUGCCACUACUCUCACCCACGAAUUUGAACAGUUGAUGCGUACCAAGCGUUUCAACCGCCUUCAAGAACAGUCACAGCCUCGAUCGCGCACCCAAUCUCCAGCGCCUUCUACUAUGUCCAGUCCAUCGAUUCCGCCUCCUCCCUCACGGGCGCCACCUCCACCUCCAUCAGCUGGUGCUCCCGCUGCUUCACCAAAGCCAUCGAACUCCGCCCUGCGUGGCCUCCCCGUAUUCCCAUCGCCACCUCAGGAUCCAGCUUCGCUCAAGUUCUUCAACCUACUCAAGGGGCUAUCCGUUACACCAACCAAAUACGAAAACCCAGGCCUUCUCGACGAGGCCUUGUGCGUCAUUCCACUCGAUCGCUUAUAUUCCGAAGCCGAGGAGGAAUCCCAGAUCAUGCAAGCCCAGGCCGCCAGCGUGGGCGGGAAACCGGAAUGGGGCUAUCAAGAUUGUGUGAUUCGAGCAUUGUUGAGGUGGUUCAAGGGAUCCUUCUUCCAAUUCGUGAACAACCCCCCGUGCUCGAAGUGCCACAUGCCGACCAUCGCUCAAGGCAUGACACCACCCACACCCGAUGAGACGGCUCGGGGUGCAUCCCGAGUCGAGCUGUACCGAUGCUCCGAUAACAGCUGUGGCGCCCACGAACGAUUCCCCCGAUACUCCGAUGUUUGGCAAUUGCUACAGUCCCGACGGGGUCGUGUAGGCGAAUGGGCCAACUGCUUCAGCAUGUUCUGUCGUGCGGUCGGCGCCCGUGUCCGCUGGGUUUGGAACUCGGAGGAUUACGUCUGGACUGAAGUGUAUUCAGAACACCAGCGACGCUGGGUCCACGUUGAUGCCUGUGAAGGCGCCUGGGACCAGCCUCGCCUGUACACCGAAGGAUGGCAACGUAAGAUCUCCUACUGUGUCGCUUUCUCUAUCGAUGGUGCAACCGAUGUCACCCGCCGCUACGUCCGCAGCUUCUCUCGCCACGGAAGCCCUCGCACUCGCGCACCCGAAGAGGUUGUUCUCUGGUCAAUUCACGAAAUCCGACGAAAGCGCCGCGAAGGCCUGAAGGCGACUGACCAGCGCCGCCUACAGAAGGAGGAUGAACGCGAAGAGAAGGAGCUCCGAUGCUACAUGGCCUCUGCUCUGGCAGCAGAGAUCAACAACAUGCUCCCUCGCCACCUCGUCGGUCGCCCAGAGGAUCAGAAACACCCCGGUGCUCGCCAGGGCGCAUCGACCGAAUGGCUCGCCGCCAGAGGCCACGGCAACACAGGCCCCGAUCGGUCCCCCGAAGGACGGUAA